Molecule: messenger RNA, 1627 nt
Organism: Fomitiporia mediterranea MF3/22
Lineage: Eukaryota; Fungi; Basidiomycota; Agaricomycetes; Hymenochaetales; Hymenochaetaceae
Product: cyclopropane fatty acid synthase
Exons: 12
Coding region: 14-1402 (462 amino acids)
Biological process (GO): lipid biosynthetic process
Source: RefSeq, a predicted model, not a curated record
AUCACUGUUCAUCAUGGGUGCUGUUGCCUCUUCGUCCAUUGGCAUUGUGUCUCCUCCGUCUGUCCCCUCCCUGUCCGUCUCGCUCCCGACACCUCGUGAAUGGCUGACAUCCUUCGCCCGUUCUUCGCUCCUCUCCGUCCUUGAGUCUGCUGUCUGCAUUGGGCACCUUACCAUCGUCGACAAGGGCAACGUAUAUGAGUUCGGGCAGCCCAUUAAAGCGGGCAACGAUGUCCAACUCACGGUCGUCAAUGACGCCUUUUGGAGCCGUGUUCUAAUUUCUGGCGAUUUGGGCUUCAGUGAGGCGUACAUGAUCGGUGACGUGCAAGUGACCGACUUGAAGGCCGUGUUCGACCUUUGGCUCGACAAUCAAGUCGGGAUGUCCAACCUGUCAUCAGCCAUAAACAGAAUAGUCUCGGCGAUCAGCGGGCUUUCAAACGCAUUCACUGGCCAGACAAAGUCGAAGGCGCGCCUCAAUGCCAUCGCAAGCUACGAUCAGUCAAACGAGCUCUUCAAGGCGUUCCUGAGUAAAGAAAUGAUGUACUCAACCGCACUUUGGAGUGAUGCUGAAGGUGGCGUUCGGGGCGAUCUUGACAUUGGUCCCCAACCUGGCGACUUGGAAGCUGCCCAGCUCCGUAAGCUUCAUCACGUCCUCCGCAAGGCACGCGUGAAGCCUGGACAUCGCGUCCUGGAAUUCGGCUCUGGCUGGGGUGGUCUUGCAAUUGAGGCUGCACGUUCAUUUGGCUGCGAAGUCGAUACGCUCACGCUCUCGAAAGAACAGAAGGGCCUUGCGGAAGAACGCAUUAGGGCAGCCGGCCUGGAAGACCGCAUUCGCGUUCAUCUUAUGGACUAUCGCGAACUUCCGCCUGAGUUUGAAAAAGCCUUCGAUGCUUUCAUCAGUAUUGAAAUGGUCGAGCAUGUUGGCGCUAAAUAUUAUAACACUUACUUCUCCCUGAUUGACUGGGCACUCAAAUCCGAAAAUGCCACGGCUGUAGUCACUUCAUCAACUUUCCCCGAGUGCCGAUUUUCUAGCUAUCAGGCAGAGGACUUUAUGCGGAAGUACAUGUGGCCAAACUCAUGCCUGCCAAGUGCAACGUCAUUGAUCCAAGCAGCGCAUUCUGCAUCUCAAGGGAGGUUCACAGUUGAGGGUGUAGAAAAUCAUGCGGCUCACUAUCCUCGCACAUUGCGCGAAUGGGGACGCCGUUUGGAGAAGAACCUGACGCAGGAGAUGAUCGCAAAGGACUUCCCUGCUCUGAAAAACAACCGAGCGGAGUUCGAAGCCUUCAAGCGCAAGUGGCAAUAUCUCUAUGCCUAUGCUGGUGCUGGCUUCGCGAAGGGAUACAUCACCUGCCACAUGCUAACCUUUAUCCGACAAAAUGAUGCUCCGGAAGUUCCGUGCUAUUAGAUGACGAGUCAUCACGUAUUUUAACGAGAGACGAUAGAGUCAAAAAUGUCCUGGGGAAGUUGUAUCUUAUUGUUCAUGAUUAUGUAUUGUAUACGAUCGCAUGUAGAUAGACCUUUUACUUUCACUCAGUCCCAUCUUUCAAUUCAUUGUACUUCGGAACUCAUGUAUCUUUCUGGCUUACCUGCUGGAAAUUUAUGUUAUGCCAUGUGAAUGCGAAUCUUACCA